ACUCUUUAUAUAACGAAGAAGAAGAAGUAUUCACUUUCAUCGCCGGAAUAUUAUUAUUACGUAGAAUUUGCAUUUGCAUUAAAAAUUAUGGCCAAUGGACAAAAUAACGACGCGUGCAGCUUGUGCGAGAGAAUCGGCUUAAGGCCGCUCACCAGAGAAAACGUUUUCAACUACUACAUCCCACUGCACGGGCUGGUCAGCUACGGAGCCCUGUCGGUCAAUGUUAUGAACCCCCAGAUUAUUCCCAGGAUACUGCCGAAGAAGGAUCUUACUAAUGUGUUCCUGAUUUCGUCUGCUGUGGGCACGGCUUUCUACAUUUACGGCCGUCCUCACCUCAAGGACGUCAAGACGAACAAACGAGUGUCGUAUGCGGCCCUCGGUGGAGUUCUAUUCAGUAUGGGUUCUGUACUUGCCUGGGCGCUGCUAAAAUCUUCCCUUGCUGAGGAUAAUGCUCUUCUCGCCACCUUGGUUGGUCUGGGAACCGGCGCCGCCAUUGUCAAGGUUGGCACCGAAUACAUUAAAGAUGUCGAUUCUCUGAAGAAAAACUAAAGAAUGUGAACAGAUGUGGCCCGCAUAUUUGAAUAAAAUUAUACAUAAAUAAAUUAAUCUUGAAGAAC
Messenger RNA from Drosophila guanche, 617 nucleotides. RefSeq lists its product as uncharacterized. The transcript has a single exon. Lineage: Eukaryota; Metazoa; Arthropoda; Insecta; Diptera; Drosophilidae. Bases 88 to 549 code for a protein of 153 amino acids. The record is from RefSeq and is a predicted model, not a curated record.